Messenger RNA from Pseudonaja textilis, 4929 nucleotides. NCBI's taxonomy places the organism in Eukaryota, Metazoa, Chordata, Lepidosauria, Squamata, Elapidae. The record is from RefSeq and is a predicted model, not a curated record.
AUGAUCCAAGCUCUCAAUCGAUUGCCAUACUUCAUAAAUUAUUUCUUUGACACUUAUUUGUUGAUCAAUGAAGACACUCCCGUGGGUUCAUCAGUAACACAGCUGCUUGCCCGUGACCUAGACAAUGACCCCCUUGUAUUUGGAGUAGUAGGGGAGGAAGCGAGCAGAUUCUUUGCAGUGGAAAGCAUGACUGGUGUCAUUUGGCUCAGACAACCAUUAGACAGAGAGACGAAGUCAGAAUUCACAGUUGAAUUUUCUGUCAGUGACAGCCAAGGGGUGAUAAAGGGGUCUGUGAAUAUUCAAGUUGGAGAUGUCAAUGACAACACACCAAGAUUUCACAAUCAACCAUACAGUGUCCGCAUCCCUGAGAACACACCAGUGGGAACUCCAAUUUUCAUUGUGAAUGCCACGGAUCCAGACCAAGGAGCAGGAGGGAGCGUGCUUUACUCUUUUCAGCCACCGUCCAACUUCUUUACCAUUGACAGUGGCCGUGGCAUUGUAUCCGUUAUUCGUCCACUGAAUUACGAAGUCACCCAGGCUUAUCAGCUGCAAGUGAAUGCCACAGAUCAGGAUAAAACCAAGCCCCUCUCUGCUCUGGCCAAUCUUGCAAUCACCAUUACAGAUGUACAAGAUAUGGAUCCAAUUUUUAUCAAUCUCCCCUACAGUACGAACAUCUAUGAGAACUCUCCUCCGGGUACCACUGUGCGUAUGAUAACUGCAAUUGACCAAGACAAAGGGCGCCCAAGAGGUAUCGGUUAUACAAUUGUGUCAGGCAACACCAACAGUAUCUUUGCCCUGGACUACAUCAGUGGUGCUUUAACUCUGAAUGGACCACUGGACCGAGAAAAUCCUUUUUACAGUGCUGGAUUUAUUCUUACAGUGAAGGGAACUGAACUCAAUGAUGAUCGGACGCCUUCCAAUGCCACAGUGAUGACUACCUUCAACAUCCUUGUUAUUGACAUAAAUGACAAUGCUCCUCAAUUCAAUAGUUCAGAGUACAGCGUGGCUAUUCCUGAAUUGGCCCAAGUGGGCUUCGCUCUUCCUCUUUUCAUCCAAGUGCAGGAUAAAGAUGAGAAUAUUGGACUCAACAGUGUUUUUGAAGUUUACCUGGUGGGAAACAACUCCAACCAUUUUAUCAUUUCUCCGACUUCAAUCCAAGGCAAAGCAGACAUUCGGAUUAGAGUGGCGGUCCCCCUGGAUUUUGAGACAAUCCCUCGCUAUGUGUUUUCUCUAUUUGCAAAUGAGAGCCUACCUGACCACGUUGGUUUUGCACGGGUGAAGAUUAACCUCAUCAAUGAGAAUGACAACAGACCGGUUUUCAGCCAGAUCCUCUAUAAUGUCAGCCUGUUUGAGAAUGCCACAGUGGGAACUACAAUUCUGAGAGUUUUGGCCACAGACAAUGAUGUGGGCUCUUAUGGAAAAGUGAGCUAUUACUUCAGUGAUGAUCCAGACAGGUUCUCCUUAGACAAGGAUUCAGGCAUCGUCACACUGGUUGCCCGCCUGGACUUCGAGACAACCCAGCGUUACACACUCACUGUCAUCGCCAGAGAUGGGGGUGGAGAAGAGACAACUGGGAGAGUCCGGAUUAAUGUCCUGGAUGUCAAUGACAACAUACCCACCUUCCAGAAAGAUUCCUAUUUAGGGGCUCUGAGGGAGAAUGAGCCAUCAGUCACUCAAGUAGUCCGCGUGAGGGCUUCGGAUGAAGAUUCCUCUCCAAACAAUCAGAUUGCUUAUAGCAUUGUGUAUGCUUCUGCAUUCAAAAGUUACUUUGACAUUACCUUGUCUGAAGGUUAUGGAGUGAUAAGUGUCAUCCGCCCUCUGGAUUAUGAGCAAGUUGCCAAUGGUGUUAUUUACUUGAUUGUAAUGGCCAAGGAUGCAGGCAUCCCGGCCCUCAAUAGCACCGUCCCCAUCACCAUCGAAGUGUUUGAUGAAAAUGACAAUCCACCCACAUUUAGCAAACCUUCCUAUGUUGUCACAGUCAUGGAGGAUAUCAUGGCAGGAGCAACAGUGCUAUUUCUAAAUGCUACUGACUUUGACCGAUCAAGAGAAUAUGGCCAAGAAUCUAUUAUAUACUCUUUGGAAGGAUCAUCACAUUUUCGCAUUAAUGCUCGUUCAGGGGAAAUUACCACCACAUCUCUACUGGACCGGGAAGCUAAAUCAGAAUAUAUACUCAUCGUGCGAGCUGUGGAUGGUGGUGUUGGUCACAAUCAGAAAACUGGCAUUGCAACUGUAAACAUCACUUUGCUGGACAUCAAUGAUAAUUAUCCUGUAUGGAAAGAUGAGCCGUACUUCAUCAACCUAGUGGAAAUGACCCCUCCCAACUCCGAUGUCACAACAGUGGUAGCUUUUGAUCCAGAUCUCGCAGAAAAUGGUUCCCUUGUGUACAGCAUCAGACCACCAAAUAAGUUUUACAGUCUUAAUAGCACCACAGGGAAGAUUCGGACAACAGGGGUCGUGUUGGACAGAGAAAAUCCAAACCCCCAAGAAGCUGAGCUCAUGAGGAAGAUUGUGGUCUCUGUCACUGAUCGUGGGAGACCACCAUUACGGGCCACAAGCAGCGCCACUGUGUUUGUAAACUUGCUGGACCUCAAUGACAAUGAUCCCACCUUCCAGAACUUGCCUUUUAUCACUGAGAUUCCUGAGGGUCUUCCAGCAGGGUCAUCUGUCUUUCAGGUGGUGGCCAUAGACCUUGACAAGGACUGGAAUGGCCAAGUCACAUACCGCAUGCAGGUGGGCAUGCCCAGGAUGGAUUUUGUCAUCAACAGCAAGACCGGUCUUAUCAACUCCACCGCUAUUCUAGACAGGGAGAGAAUUGCUGAAUACUACCUGAGGGUAGUAGCAAGCGAUGCAGGGGAACCAUCCAAAAGCUCUACUAGCACCCUCACGGUCAGAGUUUUAGAUGUGAAUGAUGAAAACCCAACCUUCUUCCCAGCUGUCUAUAAUGUGUCACUUCUGGAAAAUGUACCACGUGACUUCAAAGUAGUCCGCCUGAAUUGUACUGACACCGAUAUGGGCCUUAAUGCUGAACUUAGUUAUUUCAUCACAGGUGGGAACCAGGAUGGAAAAUUCAGUGUUGGCUUUAGAGAUGGUAUAGUUAGAACUGUUGUCAACCUGGAUAGAGAAACCAUGCCGUUCUACAGCCUUAUCCUAGAAGCCAUUGAUAAUGGUCCAACGGGAAAAAGAAGGACUGGCACUGCAACCGUUCAUAUCACAGUGCUGGAUGUUAAUGACAACCGACCCAUCUUUCUUCAGAGCAGUUAUGAAGCUACUGUGCCAGAAGACAUUCCCGAUUACAGCAGCAUAGUACAGGUGAAAGCCAUGGAUGCAGAUGAAGGUGUGAAUGGCCGCGUGUGGUACAGAAUUGUCAGAGGGAAUAAUUUCAACAAUUUCAGGAUCAAUCCCAGCAAUGGGCUGGUCAUGCGGGGUACACGACCCCUGGAUAGAGAACAAAAUUCAUCCCAUGUUCUUGAGGUGGAGGCUUACAAUAGUGAGCAAGGACCAAUGAGAAGUUCUGUCAGGGUAAUAGUCUAUGUGGAAGACGUCAAUGAUGAACUACCACUAUUUACCCAAAGACAAUAUAAUCGGCUGGGUUUGCGAGAGACAGCUGGAAUUGGGACAUCGGUUGCUGUAGUCCGGGCCACAGAUCGUGAUACAGGAAAUGGCGGUCUAGUGAAUUACAAAAUCAUCUCAGGAUCUGAGGGCAAGUUUGAAAUUGACGAGAGCACCGGCCUCAUUACCACCAUUGACUACCUGGACUAUGAGACGAAAACGAGCUACCUAAUGAAUGUUUCUGCCACCGAUCAAGCCCCGCCCCAAAACCAAGGAUUCUGCAGCAUUUAUGUCAGUCUCCUUAACGAAUUAGAUGAGGCUGUGCAGUUCUCAAACAUCACGUACGAAGCAGUCAUCACAGAGAAUAUCCCCUUGGGUUCUGAAGUGCUACGAGUCCAGGCCCGGUCCAUUGACAACCUUAACCAGAUCACGUACAAGUUUGACCCAAAUACUAAUCCUCAAGCUUUGUCUUUAUUCAAAAUAAAUGGAAUCACUGGUGUGAUUACAGUCAGAGGACAAGUGGAUCGAGAGAAAGGAGACGUUUACACCUUAACUGUAGUGGCGGAUGAUGGAAGCCCUAAACUUGACUCGACUGUGGUUACCAUAACCAUAUUGGAUGAGAAUGACAACAGCCCACAGUUCGACAUUACUUCGGACUCUUCUGUGAGUAUCUCGGAGGACAGCCCUGUCGGACGUCGAAUUGCUCUGGUUUUGGCCAGAGAUCCCGAUGCAGGAAACAAUGGACAGGUUGUUUUUUCUCUAGUAUUGGGAAAUAUAGGCAGGGCUUUUGAAAUUCGUACGACCAACAGCACCUAUGGAGAAGUAUUUGUGGCAAGGCCUUUGGACCGGGAACUAAUAGAACGCUACACCUUACAGAUUCAAGCAGCAGACCGAGGUGUCCCAGCUCGCAGGAAAGAGCACACUUUAAGGGUCAAUAUCCUGGAUGUGAAUGAUAAUUCUCCAGUCAUUAUCAACCAACAUGGAUACAAUGUUAGCAUUAACGAGAACGUGGGUGGAGGGACGGCUGUGGCUCAGGUACGAGCCACCGACAGAGACAGUGGCCUCAACAGUGCCCUCUCCUACUACAUCGUCCAUGGCAAUGAAGAGCUGACCUUCCGCAUGGAUAGAGUGACUGGAGAAAUCGCCACCCGCCCGUCCCCUCCAGACCGUGAGCGACAACAGUUCUAUCGGCUGGUGGUCACUGUGGAGGAUGAAGGCAACCCAGCCCUCUCGUUGCAGAUAUGUAAUCUACCCAUAUCUGGUUUUCAUCUUUACUCCCAACAUAUAUUUGUCCUGAAUGGCAACACAAAGGAGAAGAAACAAACAGGAACAAUUUUGGUUUGUAAAAUGGCUGACACCGAAACCAUGAAAGCUGAUUAA